This is a messenger RNA of Teleopsis dalmanni, 1553 nucleotides long. RefSeq names its product histone H4 transcription factor (gene Hinfp). The record is from RefSeq and is a predicted model, not a curated record. Bases 129 to 1274 code for a protein of 381 amino acids. NCBI's taxonomy places the organism in Eukaryota, Metazoa, Arthropoda, Insecta, Diptera, Diopsidae. Gene Ontology annotation, cellular component: nucleus. Gene Ontology annotation, molecular function: DNA-binding transcription activator activity, RNA polymerase II-specific; RNA polymerase II cis-regulatory region sequence-specific DNA binding. The transcript has 4 exons. Gene Ontology annotation, biological process: regulation of transcription by RNA polymerase II.
GUUGGUAUUUUUUGCCGCUGUCAUGUGUGUGCAUUUGUUAUAAGCAAAGUAGUUUUUUGGCUUUAAUUUUAUUUGAAUGUUAAUACCUCUUCAUUUGCGUUGUUUAGUGUAACGAAUAUUGUACAAAUAUGACAAAUUCUAUAAAAGAAGUAAUGGAAAGUGUUUUGUCAUGUUUGUGGAGUCGAUGUAAAUACAUAUGCGAAAAUUUGUUAGACUUAAGCAAACAUAUAGAGACACAUUUAGAGUUAAAUGAAUCUCAAACUGAAAAUAGCGACUAUAAUUGCUCUUGGACAGGUUGUAAUUACAGUACAGUGCACUUAGACAGAUUGCGAAAGCAUGUUUUCUAUCAUGGAUACUACAAUUUUUUACUAUUAAGGGGAAAAUAUGAAUGUGAGAAACGUUUAGAUAUACCUAAGUGCCAUGUUUCCGAAAAGGUUUUUGAUUUGAUUCCAGAGGUUAUUACUAAUUAUUUGUGUGAAUGGACUGAUUGUGAACGUAGUUUCGAAUCUAUAAUAGAGUACCAAGACCAUGUCAUUAAACAUGUCAUUUUCGAGUGUGAUAUAGUAAAAACUGGAAAUGGAGCAGCUUUAAAUAUGCACUGUGGUUGGAGAUAUUGUUAUAAACAAUUCGAACACAAAUAUCGUUUAAUUGAACAUGUCAAAAUCCAUUCCAACCAAAAAGAGGCAGCAUGUUGUCAAUGUGGAAAAACUUUCUGUACAAAAACAUCUCUCUUUGAACACCUAGUGCGACAAGAUAACAACAAUCAGAAAUUUCAAUGUUGCAAGUGCUUUAAAUGCUUUCCCACAAAAAAAUUGUUGAAUUCUCAUAUAAAAAAACAUUUAAAUCUUUACAAAUGCACUAUGUGUUAUGUGACUUGUUCAUCAAAAAGUUCGCUUGCUACGCAUAUCAGGUAUCGACAUAUAUCGGAUAAACCAUUUCAAUGUACAAAGUGCUCACAUAAAUGCGUUCGGAAAAGCGAUCUGACUAAACAUUUGCAUCAUGCCCACACAAAAAAGCUACAUCAAUGUAACGAAGUUGGAUGUACUUACGCUGUAAGAACUUAUAACUUAUUACGGAGACAUUACUUGGAAAUUCAUGAAGACUCGCCUAUUAUUUAUCUCUGUCACAUAUGUGAAAAGCCGUAUAGAAAUGGAAAGACCCUUACGCAGCAUUUAAAAGUUAAACAUCAACUUCAAAGACCAGAAGGACACAAACGAUUUAUUUAUCGUGCUGAUGAAAAUGGAUUUUACCGUUUAAAAUUUAAUGAAAAGUAGUAAAACUUAAUGUAUUAUUUUAUUAAUAUAAAUUGUAUUGAAAAAAAAAUAAAACUUUAUCCAUAUUUAUAUUGUACUACUUAAUUACCACACGAAGAUUAUAGAUGCGGUACAAACUGACUCCUGUCAUUUCUGUUAUGAGAAGGAAACAUCAGAACAUAUUCUAUGCAACUGCCCAGCGGAAGCAAAACAAAGACUCGACUAUCUUGGAAGCGGGAUCUUAGUCCGAAAUCAAAUAGGCAAAAUCAAGCCUACAGCAAUUACAAUAUUUAUAAAUAG